Linum trigynum is the source of this 348-nucleotide messenger RNA. The record is from the annotation of a GenBank genome assembly. Lineage: Eukaryota; Viridiplantae; Streptophyta; Magnoliopsida; Malpighiales; Linaceae.
AUGACGAGUUGCGAAUUGACGAUGCCAGCAACCGACGCUACUCUCUUCGGCGUCUCACUUCCCUCCACCGCCAGAUUACCCGACUUGGUUCUCCGGGUCUGGCCUUCUCUCGGUCUCCCGUCAAUGGUCUCCUUCAGGAUGAGGGCCACCAUGAACGAAACCGCCUCCUCCGGCGCGUGCACGGUACCCACGACGGAGAUGAGCUUCUACGAUCUGCUUGGGAUACCAGAGUCGGUGAGCUUGAGAGAUAUUAAGCUGGCUUACAAGCAGCUGGCGAGGAUGUACCACCCGGACGUCUCGUCGCCGGAUCCGGUCGAGGAGUACACCCAGAGGUUCAUUCGGGUCUAG